AUGUGGUUAGUAAUCGUUUUACUGGGCUUGGUGUCCAUUGUCAGUGGCGAGUACUUUGAGAACUAUUACAACGAGAUUGACAUAGAUGAUGAGCUGGCAGAUAUGAAGACUCGCAACGCGUUGCAAAAUCCUUGGCAACGUUGGCCCAAUACCCAAAUGUAUUAUCGCCUCUCCAGCGAAUUGAGCGACGAUGAAAAGUCGAAUGUUCGCUCUGCGUUGGCCGUGUUUAACGAGCAGACCUGUCUGCAGUUCGAGGAGGUGGAAGCAUCAGCUCCGCGUCGCUAUGUCUACUACAAAAAGUCACCCAAUAUGUGCGGCACACGAGUGGGUUACAAUCCUGUGCCACUUUUGGGCGGCAGCUCUCACGAUGUCGUCCUCACCGGGCACUGUCUAAGCAAGGCGGGAAUUAUCCAGCAUGAGACACUGCAUGUGCUGGGCUUGUAUCAUGAGCAGAGUCGUCACGAUCGCGAUGAUCAUGUGGUCAUCGAUUACGAUAAUAUUCCACGCAAAUAUUGGUCACAAUUUAUGGCCAUGUCGGAUUCAGCAACCACCACCUACGAUGUGCCCUAUGACUUCGAGAGUGUUAUGCACUACCCUAAGAAUGCCUUCGCCAAGGAUCCCAGCAAGCCGACAAUACGUGCUCUGGUCGAUGGAGCUGCGGUGGAGCGAGAGAUGGGCCAAGUGGUGGCGCCUUCUGAGGGCGAUCUAUUCAAAGUGCGCCAGAUGUACAAUUGUUAG
Molecule: messenger RNA, 738 nt
Organism: Drosophila nasuta
Lineage: Eukaryota; Metazoa; Arthropoda; Insecta; Diptera; Drosophilidae
Product: low choriolytic enzyme-like
Exons: 1
Coding region: 1-738 (245 amino acids)
Biological process (GO): proteolysis
Molecular function (GO): zinc ion binding; metalloendopeptidase activity
Source: RefSeq, a predicted model, not a curated record